AUGGCCUCCGCUUUCGAAAUCCAUUGGGUCGAACAUCGCCCUUCCCUGCUCCAACUCGACACAUUUGUUCUUGACUUCGCAGAAUUGAAAGAGCUGCUCGAGCAACAAGAAGGUCUCGAGGACUGCCUGAGCAAAUCACUGGCCCUUAUCGACACUGUUCCAGGUGCGCAAAUCGCCGCGCAACAGGUACGUGUCGAGUUGCAGACGGCGCGCGCAAAAGCUCAGACUGUGCGAGCCCACAUCGACAAGAUGUGGAACAUGGUUCCAAUUCUCUUGCGCCCGAAUAGUGGUGUAGCGGCGAGCAAAGUCUUCAGCACCACAGAGCUACUCGAAGAAGUCUUGACGUACUUGCCAACCCGCCAGAAGCUCGAAUGUAUGCAGGUGCAGCGCUGUUGGUACCACUCCAUCAACGGAUCGGUGAAGCUGAAGCGAUCGCUUGGCCUGGAGCCCAUGGACAAUGAAUUCUAUCACAGUGCUUUCGGCCACCGAAUCCAUUAUGGUCGGUACGGGCUUCUGGACCGUACUUUGCCAGGCGGUACCGAGUUCACAGACAAUAAAAUCACACCGGGCGAGGAGGAGCGAUGGGACAUGCCACGAGACAUCGAUCACGUCACCAGCGGUCAAUGGGCUGGGGAGUGGGACACUAGCCAAGUCAGACUACAAGGAUUCUUUAGCCAUUGCAUCGCCAGACGCACGAUGGGCUCGCGAGUGGGAGACAUGCGCGUCUGCAGUCCGCCGAUCUUAACUUGGCAGGCCACCCUGCUCUGCACUGGCUGUACAGCCAAAGACGGUACUCUCUAUGAUCGACAACAAGAUGACUAUCUCUAUGAUAGACAACAAGGUCAUCCAUUCGAGCUUCAGGCGCCCUCCUCCGAAGGCUUCACUGUUGGUAGCUUGCAUGAAGCUUUAGAGCAAGUCCUGGAUGAACACGAAUCUGGUCAUGCGCCACCUCGGCGUGAUCACUACGUCUAUACGCGUAUCGAGAUCUCUGCAACGCAUUACCUGCGCGAAGACGACCCAGAGUGUAUCGAACGCGAGGAGCUCAAGCUUAGGGCUCAACGCAGAGCUGCAGAGAGGGAGAGGGAGCGUGAAGCUGGGUGGGGCUCCUGGGAAGAAGGAUGGGGGGACGCAACGGGAGGAGAAGAUGCGGAGAAUGGCGACGAGCAGAUUGCAGGACCUGUGGUCAACGACACAGCUGCGGUCGCCACCCAUACUUCUGACGAUAACGAAACUACUCGUGACCAAACGCCGCUACAAGACGGCAGCGAAGAGAAUGCCGAUACCGAUCCUCUGGCUAGCGGAAACGUGAAUGGAUCUGGACAAGGCGUAUCUGCCGAAACUGGUGACAUCACUGAACAGCAGGAGCAGAAUGGAGCUGAUGAGCAGCCGGUCUUGGAGGCCGAUAGCACGGACAUGGAGUGA
Molecule: messenger RNA, 1422 nt
Organism: Cercospora beticola
Lineage: Eukaryota; Fungi; Ascomycota; Dothideomycetes; Mycosphaerellales; Mycosphaerellaceae
Source: RefSeq, a predicted model, not a curated record